Molecule: messenger RNA, 1442 nt
Organism: Mercenaria mercenaria
Lineage: Eukaryota; Metazoa; Mollusca; Bivalvia; Venerida; Veneridae
Product: low-density lipoprotein receptor-related protein 1B-like
Exons: 7
Coding region: 18-1271 (417 amino acids)
Cellular component (GO): plasma membrane
Molecular function (GO): protein binding
Source: RefSeq, a predicted model, not a curated record
UAACCUCCUUUGAGAAAAUGGCGAGCACAUUGGUUGUUGUAAGUUUUCUGGCAAUUUUACUUUUAGAUAUAAAAUGUGUUUUCGGAAAUACUUGUGAUUGUGAGACAGUUAAGGAUAUACUGACCGAUGAAAUAUUUGAUCUUAAGGCUGAAAACAAACAACUCGAGUCUAGAAUUAAAAAGAUGGAAUUGAUGAUGCAGACAAAGACUUCAGUAUCGUACCAAGCAGCCGAGAUAGACAAGGAUUGGAUUCAGAGAAUGGAAACGAGAAUCAAUGAUAUCGAAUCUAAGAUUCCAGAAAGCACAAAAGUUUCGAGGAACCCGUUUAAACCGCAAAGUCUCAUAGCUAAAGCGCUGCGUUCAGAGAAAAAAGAACGACUAAAAUCUAAAUUGAAAAUAGCUGCAGGUCUGAAGAAAAUUAAUAACAGCCUGAAGGCGUUCAACGUUCAAUCAGAUGCCGUUUUCGCAUCACAUAUUAGUAAUAUCUCAGAUCGCAUACAGGACAUUAAAACGGAGUUGUCACAGAACAUGUCUCACGUCAGAAAUGAAGUGAUGGAUGUUAGUAAUCGCACAGCAAAGCUGGCAAAUCAGACAAGUUCAUUAAUUGAGAAUAAAAUAACAACAAUUGAGAUGUCAAUUGAUGCCAUGAACCACGACGUUUCACAGAUUGAUGCUGACUUAAACACCAUUAUAGAUAUUGUACUUCUAGAUCAAAAAGCGGAAUGCGAACCAAACUGCACUAACGGAGGCGUGUGCUUCAAAGACAACACAUGUAGGUGUAAGCCUUUCACAGAAGGACCAAACUGCGAAAAAAUAAUUUGUGAAGACAAAUGCUACGAGAACGGCGGAAAAUGCGUUGGGUCUGGAAAAUGUGAAUGUCAAGAAAAUAGAUACGGACAUAACUGUGAGCAAUUGUUGCUCUGUGAAGCUGACGAGUUGAAAUGCGUUGUUGAUAAGAAGUGUCUGACUGCGGACAAGAUCUGUAACAGACUACUCGACUGUUCUGACGGUAGAGAUGAGAAAAGUUGUGAUUUGAGCAUGUGUAGACGUGAUCAAUUCCAGUGUUCUUCCGGCAUGUGUAUACAUAACUCCUGGAGAUGUGACGGUGAUUCCGAUUGUGGAGACGGUUCUGACGAAACCAACUGCCAUUUGAGCGUGUGUAGACAUGAUCAAUUCCAGUGUUCUUCCGGCAUGAUGUGUAUAUAUAACUCCUGGAGAUGUGACGGUUAUUCCGAUUGUGACGACGGCUCUGACGAAACCAACUGCCGUUAGAUUUGUCAUUUAUAUUGUUAAUUCAGAUUGUUCUUCUCGGUCAAAACUAUAUAUUUUUCAUUAUCGUAAACAUUCAUUCAGGAGCUUUUAGUUCGCUUGUCAUGAAAACAGCAAUAUCACUUAUUUUGUGGUCGGCUGAUUCAUGGGGCUCAUACAAUUACAAAAGUACAA